Molecule: messenger RNA, 816 nt
Organism: Vairimorpha ceranae
Lineage: Eukaryota; Fungi; Microsporidia; Nosematidae
Product: acylglycerol-3-phosphate acyltransferase-like protein
Exons: 1
Coding region: 1-816 (271 amino acids)
Cellular component (GO): endomembrane system
Molecular function (GO): acyltransferase activity
Source: RefSeq, a predicted model, not a curated record
AUGAUAUUUAUUAUUCUUCUAAAACUAUCUUGUUGUAUUUUUAUGGCUCUUUUAUUUGCUAUCAGUCUUCUAUACAUUCCUAUAGGAUAUUUAAUAAGUAUUUUUAGUGCAAAAUGGUCUAUAAAAAUAACUACUGUAUUUUCAUAUUUCUUAUGGGAAAUAUGCGGCUGGAUAUUUAAACUAUCUUUUGAUAUUAAAAAGAUUAAUAAACUCGAUAAAAAGAAAUUAAUUAUUGUAUCUAACCAUGUCGGUGCAAUAGAUUUUAUGAUCCUAAAUUUUAUAUUUAAAACUAACGGUAAUAUGAAAUAUCUUAUAAAAUCGGAAAUGAAGUGGGUUCCUAUAUUUUAUCAAGUAGUAGAUCUUUUAAAAUUUAUUGCUGUUAGUAGAAAUUAUAAAAAAGACAAAGAUAGAAUAAAAAAACGAAUUGAUUUAUUAUUGAAAAGUGAUAUACCAGUAAUAGUAGUUAUAUUUCCAGAAGGAACUAGGAUUAAUAAAGAAAAUUUAACAAGAUCUAUUAUAUUCUGUAAAAAUAGAGGUCUUCCUGUUUUAAGUAAUGUGCUUUACCCAAGGUUAAAUGGAUUUAAUUUAAUUUAUGAAAUAUUGAAAAAAGAGAAUUUUUAUAUUGCGGAUUUUACAUUUACACAUAUAAAAAAACCAUUGUCUUUAUGGGAAGUUUUAUUUACUUCUAAACGGGGCGAGAUUAAAUAUGAUUUACGAUUUAUAAAUAUUUUAGAUAUAAAAAAUCCUAGAAAGUGGAUGGAAGACUGUUUUGUAAGAAAGGAUAGGAUAAUAGAAAAUUUGAAAAAUGGUGAAUGA